CAGGAAGAUGACAGAAAACGACUACGUCUUGGUGUAAUACGUGAUAAAGAAAGACAAGAGCGUAAGAGACUCAACUUAGAAGAUUUGAAGGAACAACAAAGACUUCAGAAAUAUUUUGAAGAGAAGGAAAAAAGUGUGUGAACAAAAUGUCAUGGAAUCCUGCAGUGCAUGUUGCCAUAACAACUGGUGUUUCCAUGUUGGUUGGUGGUUUAGUUGCAUACAAAAUUAGUUGUGAAAGACAAAAUCUUGAAGAAGGCAAAGAAAAGGAGCUAAGUGAGGUGAUCCAUUUGUUGAAAGUAGAGGAUAUAGCUGCUUUGCUGCAGUCCGAAGAUGACAAGGUUAAGAAGGCAGCGGAACAAUUUCUGUUGGAAAGAGCUUCAAGGCGUGAACAUUUGAUUUACAUUCUUCACCAGUGUCUUAGUGAGGACAACAGCGUUAUGAUUAAAGCAACUAAAGUUAUUCAUAUGCUAACAAAAAAUUCAGAUGUUACCAAAGCAGUUUUGUUAGAUGCUGGAACAAUGAUUAUUUUGCCCCAAGCUAUCAGGAAAAUAUCAGAAAAUUUUGACUAUAAAGUACUGAUGGAGAAAUGCAAAAAGGAUGUUACACUAGAAAAAAUAUUAACAAAUUGUAUCGCAGCUAUAUUCCAAUUGACACUGCAUGAUACUGUAACAACGCUCAAUUUCUGCAAAGAAACAUCCUGUAUUCGUAAUAUUUUUCUUAACAUUCUUGGGGAUCAUGGUUACCAUAUUUCAACAGAUAUCAAGCGAUGGUCAACGUUCCUGAUUCAUCAGUUAGCUCAAUGUGAUUUGCAUCCUAUAAAGAAGUCUCUUCGCAAAUGGGGAAUUAUCAGAAAGACGACAUUUUGUUUAAUCAAAACAUUAGGAGAUAUUUUGCAGACACAGCUUUGUUUACAAAUUUUAGUUCACUAUCUAAAUGACUCUGUAGAGGAGAUAGUUCAGGUGUGUCAAGAAAUGGCUACUCUAGAUUCAUUACCACACCUAGUUGGUUUGCUGCGCUGUGAUGAAGAAGAAAAUGUUGUGCAGUUGUCAGCUGUUAUCAUUCAUCACUUUUGUUGUUUUGAUUUAGAAAUAUCCCGUCUGAGUUCACUUCCUGGUAUUGUUAAAAUACUGUUCAAUGUACUAAAUACUACUGAGGCAAACAUACAAAAAACAAUAUUGCGAAUUUGUAAUUACCUUUCAGUUAGCAGCAGUAAGUUUCGAAAACGUUUAAUAAAUCAUCAGCCCAUGAUAAAAAAAUUGUCAAUUUGUUUGGCUUCUGGAAAUGCAGACGUGGUCUAUGGAAGUUUAAUGUUAAUCCAUGAUCUUGCCAUGUCAGGAAAACACUCUGUUCAAAAACUUGUUCAUACAAAUCCUGACAUCAUCACAUCCUUGGUAAAACUGUCAUUGACCAGCAGUGGUGAGACAGUGCAGUUGUUAGCUGAGACAUUGGGUUUUAUUUGCUCAUGUGAAUCACUUCACUCCUUCAUAUUACGAAGUGGCGUUGUGAAUGCAAUUCUUCAUUUUGCGAAAAGUGGUGAUGUGUCAGUGCAAUUUUGGGCAUCUGCAUUGUUGUUAAAUCUGUCCAUGAUUUCUGAUGAAGUAAAGGACUCAAUCAUUCGAAAUGGUGGAGUGCAUAUUUUGUUAGAAAUGGCAGUCAGUGGUGAUGAUGUAGAUUUACCUGAUAUCUCAACAAAUGCAGCAAAAACAUUAGUAAUACUAGGAUUUUUAGAAAACAAAAUGGAAGUCUCCCUAGUUGGUGGUCUCGAAGGAAGUAUUAUCAUUGAUGGCACAGAACAUUGUCCAGGAAAGCAAGGAAUUAAUCUUGUCACACUAGACUUUAUGAAAUUCAAGUACUCAAAAGGACUGGUUGUCCAACCACAUGAUUUUCUAAGUCAUGUUGGAAAUUGCUUAGAGUUGUUAAAAUCAGGGCCAUUAUUCGCAGUUACCCAGGGUGAUUGCACUGUCAGUAAACAAGGUGAAAAGCUUCCUGAAACUGUUGUCAAAUACCUGCACCACAAAGAAGAUUUUUUAGGUUCUCCUGCAUGGUGCUUAAUGCUUAUGUCAGGUAAUGCUAAAGUCGCAAAUGGUGAGGAUAAUCUGGAAAUGAAAUUUCAGGUUUUUCUGAGAGAAUUUCUAAAUGUUUCUUUAAAAGAAAAUUUCACAGAUCCAUUAAUUGAUGUACUGCUUAGUGUUCCCCCAUCAAGUACAAUUAACAAGACAGAUGAUCUAGAGUUGAUUGAGAUAUUAGCAAGGCAUUCCUUUCAACGAAAAAGUAUUGUAGCCACUCCAGGGUUUUUAGAAUAUUUAAAUGAACUCAUUUGGUCUAUUAGCUCAAUAAACACCAAUCAGUUGAUGGAAUUAGAAAAUGCUACCAAAGUUUCGCAUUGCAUUGCGGCAUUGAAAAUAUUACAUCUUUGCAGCAUUGACAAAGAUUCUGUAAAAGAACUUUGCAACAGAGGACUACUUCGUGCAUUGGUGUCAUUGAUUUUAUCUAUUGUUCCUGGUUUAAUUAACAAGCAACUUUUACUUAAACAUGAAAACCAUGAGCAGAAGCUUGCGUGGUUUGAUCUAAUUGAGUCAAAAACAGAGGACAACCUUACUCAUCCUGAAACAUUCAUGGAAGAUGAGGAAUUUGAUAAUACAAUGGAUGAUUUAUGCCAUAAAGAACUUUUUGAUAAUUCUUUAAGUAAUAGAUUGGAUAGGUUGUCUAAUUCUAAUGACGAUUUAUUCAUAACAUCUGGUGAUGACAAUGAACCUGUUGUUGCUGAUAAGGACCAACCUAGGUCAAGGACCGUUACCUAUGCUGAUGAAGUUGAAUACCUUGGAGAAGAUGAGGAGAAUUAUCAACCCACUAAUCCCACACAAAGACGGCUAAGAACUGAUUCCUUUAUACUACGCACAGAUUCUCGAAAUAUGCGACGUGAUCGCCACAGUCGAUCUAUGUUGGAACGUCCAUUUUCUGUUGAGCCUUGUGAAGAACAACCUGCAAUAUCAAUGAUGUCACCUGCUAGAUCCAUUUCUAACAGACCUAUCAGUGCUGACCAUGAACAAAUGAGAAGAAUUUCUCGUAGCAUGAGUAUAUCGCUUCAACAAUCAAAAUCUACAGAGGAAGCAAUUCCAGAGUUAGCCAACCUUAAUGAAGUUUUAGAACAACUUGUUAAACAUUCAGUCAUAAUUACCUAUCAUCUGGUGAAACAUGAUCACAAUGAUGUGCAAAGUCUCAUUUUAAACUCUUAUUUGUUGCCAUUAUUGCACAAUGUUCUUGGUUGCUUAAGAGAUCCUUUUAAACAAAGAAUAGGUCUAGCGGUGUCAUCUUCUUGGAUGAAACUGGCAGCAACCCUCAUGCUUUCCACUCAAGUGAAUAAUGAAGGCGUUAUUGUUCAACACACCCAUUAUCCCAGAAGUUGUAUUGUCAGUUCUGAUAGUUUGGAAACAUCAAAUGAAAAUUGGUAUUUUGAGAGUCUUAAGGCAAACCAACCAGUUGGAAAGUCUCUUUAUUUAAAUAUUGAACUGAAGGCGAAGGGAUGGUACUAUGAAGUAGUGGUUCUUUCUGAUGGCAUUUUGCAAAUAGGUUGGGCAAAUGAGAAUUGUGUUUUUAAUCCUGAGAAAGGUAUUGGUGUUGGUGACAACUUCAAUUCUUGUGGAUAUGAUGGAGCACGUUGUAAACUAUGGAAUGGUCCAUCAAAAGAUAUAGUUAAUGAUAACGACUAUGGCAUUGAGUGGCAAUCUGGUGAUGUGAUCAGUGUCUUGUUAUCCUGGGAUGGUGUUUUAUCCUUUUGGUUAAAUGGGAAAGAUUUAGGCGAAGCAUUAGAUAACAUUGAUACAACCUUGUUAUGGUAUCCAGCUGUGUCAUUAUCUAUUGACCAACAUUGUCUGUUUGUGUUUCACAAGUCAAAUUUUAGAUAUAAACCACCGGAGGAAUUUCAGUCGAUAUCUGAAGUUCAUGCAUUCGUACACCAAACAGAUAACACUACUUCAAAUGUUACCAAACAACAGAACAUUCUUGAUAUAUCUGCAACUUUGCCCCCAGAUUCUACUGAGAAAUAUAUAUUGUUUUAUUUUGAAUUUAAUGUACAAUGUGAAAUAUCUGAAAGAGAAAUAGAUCUUGGUUAUAUGCAUGUAUACAGCAGCAGUGACGAGAAAGAAAGUGGAACAUCUUCUGUCAAGAAAGCAAUGUUUACUCAAACUGUGUCAACUAAUGCAUACAGAAAUGAGAAUAGAGAGAAAGUUAACAUCUUUGGUUGUGGCAUAUCACUGCCAAAACUAGAUAUGUUUAUAACAGCUGAUGGCGACAGGGUGUUUUCGAAGUCAUUGAUGAAAAUCAGUAGUGAUGCUGAAAACAGUCGCAAGGACUUUCUUUUAAAGCUAAUUCCGUUUGUUUCCAUGCCAACUGCUGUAGUUAAUUUUGGCCAAAACGACUUCGUUUAUGAGAAAGCCAACUCUGUUUUAUCAAAACAUCUGAGUAUGGAACAUAUAAGCAAUUUAAUUGAUAACAUUGACAGAUAGUUUGUAUGUAAUGUAUAGAAGAAAAUAAUUUCAUAAACCUUAUUUUUUUAACUUCUUUCAAAAACUAAAUAUGUGUUUGAUGUUGUUGUUACUAAUUGCAAUGUAUGUUGAUUCUUUCGUCAGAACUAAACAUUUUUCUGUAA
Hydractinia symbiolongicarpus is the source of this 4648-nucleotide messenger RNA. RefSeq lists its product as uncharacterized. Gene Ontology annotation, molecular function: ubiquitin-protein transferase activity; protein binding. Gene Ontology annotation, cellular component: cytoplasm. The transcript has 12 exons. NCBI's taxonomy places the organism in Eukaryota, Metazoa, Cnidaria, Hydrozoa, Anthoathecata, Hydractiniidae. The record is from RefSeq and is a predicted model, not a curated record. The coding region runs from base 147 to 4505 and encodes 1452 amino acids.